Molecule: messenger RNA, 909 nt
Organism: Sphaerodactylus townsendi
Lineage: Eukaryota; Metazoa; Chordata; Lepidosauria; Squamata; Sphaerodactylidae
Product: olfactory receptor 14A16-like
Exons: 2
Biological process (GO): G protein-coupled receptor signaling pathway
Cellular component (GO): membrane
Molecular function (GO): odorant binding; olfactory receptor activity; G protein-coupled receptor activity
Source: RefSeq, a predicted model, not a curated record
AUGCCCAACCUGACCUCCACAGCUGAAUUUCUGCUCCUGGAAUUUUCAGACAUCUGAGAAGUACAGCUCUUGUACUCCUUCAUAUUCCUCACAGUAUACCUGACUGCAAUGACUGGUAACCUUCUCAUCAUCCUCGCCGUAGCCCUGGAUCGCCAUCUGCACACACCCAUGUACUUCUUUCUCAUGAAUUUGGCCAUUAUGGACCUGGGAUUAAUUUCAGUCACGUUACUCAAAACUAUAGCCAAUUCCCUCCUGAACAGCAGGUCAAUUUCUUAUUUGGGGUGUGUCGCUCAAGUGUUCUGCCUUUUCCUGUUCGUAGGAGCAGAUUUUGCCAUUCUAACAGUAAUGGCACACGAUCGUCACAUUGCGAUCUGCAAUCCGUUGCAAUAUGAAAUAAUUAUGCACAGAGGAGCCUGUAUUCAAAUGGCAGCCAGUGCAUGGAUUGCUGGUCUACUUAAUGGCAUGUUACAGACUGGAGGAACUUUUGCCAUCACCUUUUGCUCCAAUAUAAUCGAUCAGUUCUUCUGUGAAAUACCACAGAUGCUCAAACUCUCCUGUUCAGACUUGUAUCUGGUGGAAGUUGGCUUGAUGAUACUCAGCUCUUUCCUUGCAUUAGGUUGCUUCAUCUACAUCAUUGUCAGCUAUGUGCGGAUUUUUGAAGAAGUGCUCAAAAUCCCUUCUGUGCAUGGCCAAAAAAAAGCCAUCUCCACUUGCCUUCCCCACCUCACUGUGGUCUGCUUGCUUAUAUUUACUGGCAUCUUUGCCUAUUUGAGGCCUCAGAGUUACACUUCAUCUGACCUGAAUGUUAUUUCUGCAAUAAUUUAUGCUGUAGUCCCUCCCUUGCUCAAUCCGUUCAUUUAUAGCAUGAGAAACAAAGAAAUCAAGACUGCAUUGGCUGUUUCAUUGUAA